This is a messenger RNA of Amphiprion ocellaris (clown anemonefish), 2605 nucleotides long. Its product is annotated as nucleobindin-2-like. The record is from RefSeq and is a predicted model, not a curated record. NCBI's taxonomy places the organism in Eukaryota, Metazoa, Chordata, Actinopteri, Pomacentridae. Gene Ontology annotation, molecular function: calcium ion binding. The coding region runs from base 152 to 1492 and encodes 446 amino acids. Gene Ontology annotation, cellular component: extracellular exosome; endoplasmic reticulum-Golgi intermediate compartment. The transcript has 13 exons.
GUUGUGGCCACAGGACUAGAGGCUUGUACUGGUGGUGAGACAGAUGACAGCUGUAAACAAGCCCCGGUGAAGCUCAGGACCUUUGAGGAACAGUCAGCGGUGAAAGCUCGGUGAGGAAUAAGAAGAGGAGCUCAAAACACUACCCAACCAGAUGGUGAGGAGGAAAGCUUUGGCCCGUUGUGGCCUGGUUCUACUCAGUUUGUGGCUUUGUAUCCAAUCAGUGCCUAUCAGUGUGGAAAAGGCCAAAGAAAAGCCCAAAGAGGAGGACCUGGGGCCACCCCAGAGUGCUGAUACUGGACUGCAUUAUGAUCGCUACCUCAGGGAAGUCAUUGAGUACCUUGAGAAAGAUCCUCACUUUAAAGAAAAGCUCAAAAAUGCUGAUAUGGAUGACAUCAAGCAAGGUAAACUUUCCAAAGAGCUGGACUUUGUCCACCACAAUUUUCGGACUAAGCUGGACGAGCUGAAGAGGGAGGAGAUGAACAGGCUGCGGAUGCUCAUCAAAGCCAAACAUGACAUCCAGGAAGGGAAUGGCUACACAGUGGACCACCAGGCCUUGCUGAAACAGUUUGAGCACCUUAACCACAUGAACCCAGACACUUUUGAGGUGGAGGACCUGGACCGCCUUAUCAAAUCGGCGACUAAUGACCUGGAGAACUAUGACAAAGACCGCCAUGAUGAGUUCAAGAGGUACGAGAUGAUGAAGGAGCAUGAGAGGAGGGAACGCCUGAAGAAAAUGAAUGAGGAGGAUCGCAAGAAGGAAGAGCAGCACUAUGAGGAGAUGAAGAAGAAACACGCCGACCAUCCCAGAGUUAACCACCCUGGCAGUGAGGACCAGCUGAAAGAGGUGUGGCAGGAGGCAGACGGUUUGGAUCCAGAAGACUUUGAUCCCAAAACCUUCUUCAAAAUGCACGACAGCAAUGGAGACGGCUUCUUUGAUGAGAGUGAGCUUGAAGCUCUUUUCACUAAAGAGCUGGAGAAGGUGUACAACCCUGAAAACGAAGAGGAUGACAUGAUUGAGAUGGAGGAAGAGAGACUGCGAAUGAGAGAGCAUGUCAUGAACGAGGUGGACACCAAUAAAGACAGACUUGUGUCACUGAGCGAGUUCAUGGCGGCCACUAAGAAGGAGGAGUUCUAUGAAAAAGAUGAGUGGGAGACUUUAGAUCAGAAUCCAUUUUACACCGAGGAAGAGUUGAGAGAGUAUGAACAGCAGCUUGUCAACGAGGAGAACGACAUCAACAAGAAGUCAGCUGAGCUGGCAAAACAGAGGGAGGAACUUGAAAAAAAACAGGAAGAACUUAAUGCUCAGAAGUUGGGGCUGAAGCAGGCAAUGGAAGAAAUGGAAAGGGUGAAAGCUCAAAGCCCAAAAGCUGACAUAAAACAGCCAGGAGUUCAUGUAGCCGAGGGUCAACCAGCACCACUUGUACCAGGAAACAGUCAACCACUGCCCCCUGCUCACCAGCAGCAGGAUGUACCAGUGCCAGGACACUCUUAGCAGCCUCACCACUCUGCGAGCUGCGGGAGUGAGUGUGCGCGUGUUUUUGUGUUUUAAUGAUUCAAAAUUUUUGUUAUUGUUAGGGAUUUUGCAAACACCUUUUGACAAUGAUAGAUCUAAACAUCAAGAGCACAUUAAAAAGUGAUUUUAGGCUUCAGAAUUAGUCCCAGUACCAAUGAUGCUCUUCUUCUUACUGGCCAAAUUGGCUGAAUGAGCCAGACUUGAAAUGUGGAUUUGGUCCAGUUUUCUACAUAGACAAUCGACCCUUUUGUUUUUGUCAUUUUGAUCUUUCAUCACAACAAGGACUCUGUUCUCUGUGGGGAGAUCCUUGGGGUGAAAUGGGGAGGGCUGCUGGCCUGAUAACUGAAUGUUUUGUUUUGUGCACACUGUACUUUAUUGUCACUGGUACUGUCUCUUACAGGAAAUACUUUGAAAAUGUAUUUAUUUUUGUGGCAAAGAGAAAAAAUUAUUUCUGAAAAAUGAAUGUGAGAAGAGUAAGUUAGGAUCAGAGAUUACCCUGAUUACAUGAAGAAUUUUUAUACUCACAUUAAAUGUUGUGUUGUGUUUCCAAAACAGAAUCAACAGAUGAAGUUAGAUAUAUAUAUUUAAAUGUAUAAUUUUUUUUGUACAAUUGUGCUUUGUUAGAGUAAUAACUAUGAAUUCUAAAGUUGUUGUUUGUGUACAGUAUGUGUGUCAGUGUUUGAAAGUGUCUGUGAAUUUGUGUCAUUUUCCACAAUAGAGUACUUUUACUUCAUUUCAUCUCUACGCCACUGUAAACAACCACCAGUAGGUUGGAUGUGGACUCAACUGUGUCAUUGGCGAUGGGAAACCAACGUUAAUCUGCAUAAAUAAAAUCAGAGUAAAAAAAAAGACUUUUUAUAUAAGAUUAAUAUAAGAAAUAAUAAUUGGAAUAUGGACACAGAGUAAUUUUCUAUCUCUUGCAAAAACAACAACGUCUCUGGACCCUGCUGUACCUGCUUGCUAGUCCAAUUUUGUCCAUGCCGCUUAAAAAGAAAACGUUAAAUCUGUCCAACCAACAUCUAAUCUUACAAAUUCAUGAUAAUAUUGUACAAAGUUUGAAUGUCAACAAUAAAAUUGAAUGAGCAAAUGUAA